Molecule: messenger RNA, 1625 nt
Organism: Fundulus heteroclitus (mummichog)
Lineage: Eukaryota; Metazoa; Chordata; Actinopteri; Cyprinodontiformes; Fundulidae
Product: CAP-Gly domain-containing linker protein 1-like
Exons: 2
Coding region: 114-1550 (478 amino acids)
Source: RefSeq, a predicted model, not a curated record
AUUUACGAAUUUGGUGUAAUCUAAUCUGAUCUGCCAAGUUACACAGGAGGUGACGUUCAGAAGAAACAAAGGCCAAAGCCCUGCAGAGGUCAGAGAAGAACGAGAAACUACUCAUGGAGGAAAACAAGAAGUGCAAGAGGGAAAUUGCAAAUCUUGUUGAAAAAAAUUCAAAACUAGGAAAGGAGAAUGGCUGGCUUAAAGAAAAACUAAAAAUGCACGACUCUUCAGAAAACAAACUAAAAGUCUUGCAAGACACCAUUGCAGACUUGCAGAAACAACAACUAGAAAAGGACAAAAGUCUGACCAGAAUUCAAGAGCAAAACAUGGCUCUUCAAAAGGAAAUCCAGACACUUUAUGACAAAAAUGCCAUUCAGACUACAUGGCAAGAGCAGCAAGCAAAAGAUCUUGAAGGUUUUGAGAAGUUAAAAAAAGAAGCUAAAAUAAUGACUUCAGAAAUAAAUGACUUAAAGCAUCAAAAUGGAGAUCUUAAAAAGAAAGAUCAGCAAAACCAAAAUAAGAUUCAGGAACUGCAGAACCUCAUACAGAAUGAGUGCACAAAGAGUAUGAAUGUUCAGACAUCAUCAGACAGCAGACAUCGUUUGUCUGAAAAGUCUUUGGCAGCUUUAAACGAUACAGUAGAGAGCUUACAAAGAGAAAAAGAUGGAGUCCUGGGUGAACUGAACACAUGUAGAAAACAAGUAAAGUCGUUUGAAAAAGACAUUGGAACGCUGACAGAAGAGAUUCAGAGAGAGGAAAUGAACAAUAAAGAGUUGUCAGAGUUACUUGGCAUGAAAACCUCAGUGAGUGACAAACUCCAGGCAGAACUGCAGGCCAAAAAUGCACAGAUAGAAAGUCUGGAGCAAGAGGCUGUAAAAGCCAGGAAAAUCAUAGACAGGCUGCAGCUGCAAUUAGACAAACUCCAUCUUGAAAUAGAAAAUUAUCAGAAGAGAAAUGUGGCGUCGACUCUGUGUUUGAAGAAGGAAAUGAAAGCAAGGGAAGAAAAUGAACGUAAGCUCUUGACCGAAGUUUUAACCCUUAAGAAUCAGAUUGAACAGACUGAUGGCAGAUUCUUUAAUGUUCAAACAGAUCUCAGUAAAUCUGAAAAAGAAAUUGCUUCACUCAAGGAGCUCAACGUGACCUUAGAUCGUGAGAUCAUUGUACUUAAAGCAGAGCUGGAAGAUGUGAGAUGUGAGAAUCAGUCUUUAAAUGAUCGACUGGAGCAGGUUAGGAAGCAAAUGGAGGAGACAGAAGCAAGAGGCAAGGAGGAACUUCUGGUUGUUCAUGGGGAACUGACUAAGGUUAGGGACAUGGUGUCAGUUACAGAGGUAGAAAGGCAAAGACUUGCCAAAGAACUAGAGGGCCGUGAACAGGUUGAUUUACUCAAAGACAGAACGUUAAAGCAACUAGAAAAUGAAAAGUCUAUGGUGGAAGACAAGAUAAUAAAACUAACUGAGGAAAACAGCAAUCUCCUAGAGGCGAAUAAGAAACUGAGGCAGUUUGAAGAGUGUUGGGUGUCUGUCCUCAAUUCAAUAAUUGGAAAAAAAGAUUAAGAUUCUCAUUCUACGAAAACCACCAAAGGAGCAAUACAUAAUAGGAUUUUUUUUUUACAUGCAUCAGUAAACACA